Molecule: messenger RNA, 3752 nt
Organism: Hemiscyllium ocellatum (epaulette shark)
Lineage: Eukaryota; Metazoa; Chordata; Chondrichthyes; Orectolobiformes; Hemiscylliidae
Product: atypical chemokine receptor 2-like
Exons: 2
Coding region: 89-1189 (366 amino acids)
Biological process (GO): G protein-coupled receptor signaling pathway; immune response; chemotaxis
Cellular component (GO): membrane
Molecular function (GO): chemokine receptor activity
Source: RefSeq, a predicted model, not a curated record
GCCUGACACUCUGCGAAAGAAACUGGGGCACAACAGCAGGGACCGAGAUUCAACUCAGAAGUUAGGCCUUUUUGCCCUAUCUCUGACAAUGGACAGUGUCAAUCUGGAUGGUACCUCCAACAACUCAAGCUACUAUGAUGAGGACUAUAAUUAUACUGACUUUGAUCUCACUCCCUAUCUUCCUUGUGGGAAGGAUGAAGUCAGAGCCUUUGGGAAGAUCUUUCUCCCGGUCCUGUACAUCAUGAUUUUUGUUUUCGGAGUGCUCGGCAACAGCUUCCUGAUCCUCAUGAUACUCAAGUACCUCAAGUUGAAAACGAUGACUGACAUCUACCUGUUGAAUUUGGCCAUCUCUGACCUCCUAUUUAGCACGUCACUUCCCUUCUGGGCCACCUAUGUGACCUCAGAAUGGAUCUUUGGAAAUACCAUGUGCAAAAUAAUAAGCGCCCUCUACAGUGUGAAUUUCUACAGUGGCAUCUUCUUCAUAGCCUGCAUGAGCUUGGACAUGUACCUUCACAUUGUCCACACUGUUUCCUUGAAGAACCAUAGGACAAUUCACAAGAGUGUUGUCAUCAGUGCUGCUGUUUGGACACUGUCAAUAAUUGUUUCAAUCCCUGAACUUAUAUUCAGUGUGUCCAAGAAAAUUGGCGAUAGGCAUACUUGUCUCAGUCAUUUUGGCGAUGAGCAACUGGUGAUUUGGAAGACAACGAUACAACUCCAGGUCAACAUCAUUGCGUUCCUCAUUCCAUUUUUUGCCAUGAUCUUCUUCUAUGCUCGGAUUGCCUCUGUUCUGCUUCACUCCAAAUCCUUUGGUAAGGAGAAAGCUUUGAAACUGGUCAUCAUAUUGUUUGCCGUCUUCUUCAUCCUGUGGUUCCCCUAUAACAUUGUCCUUUUCCUGCAUUCCUUGGAAGACCUUGGCAUCAUUGGUAACUGUGAGAUGAGCAAGAGGCUGGAUUAUGCCUUGCAGGUAACUGAGUCUAUUGCUUUCACCCACUGCUGUUUCAAUCCACUCCUGUAUGCUUUUGUGAAUGAAAGAUUUCGGAGACAUGUGAAGAAUAUUUUAGUGAAGCUAAUUCAGAAGAUUGGCUGCAACAAGGAUUUGGGAGUCAUGGUCCCCACUGCAGAGCGCAGUGAAACCAGCAAGCAACAAUACGGCGUGUAUUCCGAUGUGGAAAUGACUAUGGUACAGUAGUGGUCUCAUAAAGAGAGACAUAACAUCAGUUAUUAUGCUUUGAAGUUUUAAAUAACUUUAUAUUGAAUCCUCUCAAUGGUAUUCAAACCUGUUAGAAUGUAAAAAUGAAGUGGUCAUCAAGCUGACCAUACCAAACACAGUGAAGCAAAUUACAAAUUGACGAUUCAAAAUCCCAAACCUUUUCUCGACACAAACACCAUGUGGCUGUCCAUUAUACAAUUUCUGUACGUGUUCUCAAAUCUAGCCUUCUUCAACUUUUCCCAACUCUUGCUUUAUCAUCUACUCCUCACCUUAGUUUUGUCUUUGAAGUGCCAUUGUUGGGUGGCAGUAGUGUAGUGGUAAUGUCUCUGUGCUAGUAACCCAAGUAUCUAUGUUGACAUUCCAGGUUCAAAUCCCACCACAACUGCUGGUGGAAUUCACUUAAUAAAAGUCUGGACUAUAAAGCUGGUUGUCUGUGGUGGCAACCAUAACAACUAUUGCUGAUUGUUGUAAGAACUCAUCUGGUACAUGAAUGCCCUUUAGGGUAACAAAUGUGCCAUCCUUAACUUUAGAGUCUAGAUUAGAGUGGUGCUGAGAAAGCACAGCAGGUCAGGCAGCAUCCGAGGAGCAGGAAAAAUCGACGUUUCAGGCAAAAGCCCUUCAUCAGGUUCCCAUACCCCUACAUUUACCCCUUACCUAACACUAUGGGCAAUUUAGCAUGGCCAAUUCACCUGACCUGCACAUCUUUGGACUGUGGGAGGAAACCGGAGCAUCUGGAGGAAACCCACACAGACACGGGGAGAACGUGCAAACUCCACACAGUCAGUCACCUGAGGCGGGAAUUGAACCCAGGUCUCUGGCGCUGUGAGGCAGCAUUGCUAACCACUGUGCCACCGUGCCACCCACUACAGUGGAUUGUUGAUUUUCCUGCUCCUCAGAUGCUGCCUGACCUGCUGUGCUUUACCAGCACCAUGCUAAUCUUGACUCUGAUCUCCAGCAUCUGCAGUCCUCACUUUUGCUAUCCUUACCUUGUCUGGCCUACAUGUGACUCCAGAGCCACAACAAUGUGGUUGACUCUUAACUGCCCUCUGAAAUGGCCAAGCAAGUCACUCAGUUCAAAGAACAAUUCAGAAUGGAUAUCAAAACAACUUGAUAAACAACACAUGAAAAAGUAAAGGAAAAGAUAUUGGGAACGCUGAUGUUUAUCAUUGCCUAAGUCCAGUCAUAUAGAAACCACAAGUUUAGUCAGAGACCAGGAUAAGGAAUAGGAGCAGGAGUAGACCAACUGACCUUCGAACCUGCCAUUUAAUAAGCUCCAUUUAACCGUCCACUCAACAUAACCCCUAAUUCCUUUACUGUUCAAAAAUCUAUCUCACUUUGCCUUAAAAACAUUCAAUGAGGUAGCCUUAAUUGCUUCACUGGGUAGGGAAUUCCACAGAUUCAAAACCCUUUGAGCGAAGAAAUUCUUACACAACUCAGUCCUAAAUCUGCUUCUCCUUAUUUUGAGGCUAUGCCCCCUAACUCUGAAACAUUUCAUACGGAUUUAAUCAGGCAAAAAUUAAUCACUCAUCAAACAUUUGGACCUGUAACCUGCUUGGUCAGUGACAUAGGUUUUAAGCAACUUUUCAAAGGAGGGGAGAGAGAUGAAAAAGCAAAGAGGUUUGGUGAGGAAAUUUAAAAAAUAGACGGAUGAAAACACCCUCGUUGAUGAUUGGGCAGGGGAAGCAGUUCAUGCAUAAAAAGCCAGAGUUGGAGGAAAACAGGAAGUUGCAGAGAAGGGCAGGGUUGAUUCUUUAAUUUGUGGAGUUGGUACCCUCUGGAGAAAAGUAAUUAUUAUGACACUCACAAGACAGCUACACCAUUAUUAGAAACUUAAAGGAUUAAAUCAUUUAUAUUGCUACAAUCAAUAGCCCUCUUCAUCUAUUGCUAUCCUAUUAACUAUCCUACAUUCAAAUCCUUUACAGUUGUUCAUUCUCAAAUAGUUCUUCCUUUAACUGAUGCAAGAGUCUGCCUCAAAAAUGAUUCAUAUUCUAAUAACCCUCUAUGCAAACAAAAUCUCUCGGUCACAUUGGAAUUGUUCACUCAGCAUAGAUUUUCACAAUUACUAUGUCAUAUAAUGUCAGUCUCUGAGCCAAUAUACCUUCUCUGUUUAGCUGGAUAUGCAGAGGAUCUCCCUGUGGAUGUGUUUUUCCAUUGGUCUAAAACUUUGCAAUGUGGCGAAAUACACAACGAGGCUCCAAAUCAGUAAACUGAAUAUUAUUAACAAUUAUUUCGACUGGAUAUUUUCUUUUCAUACGGCUUCUAUGAAUUAUUAUAAAGCUGGGCAUUAUGCCAAAUUCAUAAAUAUAUUCUCAAGCAUUAGCAAGAAAGAAAAUAAUUUAUAGCCAAACAAUCGCCUGUGUACUAGCCAAUUCCAACUAACCAUGCUUUUGGAUGUACCCUAAACAUACACAAGUUAUAUGUUACAUAUACACAUGUUAUCCAAAACGAAUACAUCUACAUGUACAAAGGAGUUUCUUGCACAAAAUGUAUAUUAGAAUGUAUCUCUUUGAGAACUCAAUAAAUCUCUGAAGAAAUACAUAAA